Messenger RNA from Athene cunicularia (burrowing owl), 922 nucleotides. Its product is annotated as cryptic protein-like. The record is from RefSeq and is a predicted model, not a curated record. NCBI's taxonomy places the organism in Eukaryota, Metazoa, Chordata, Aves, Strigiformes, Strigidae. Bases 156 to 749 code for a protein of 197 amino acids. The transcript is spliced from 6 exons.
AAGAGAAAAGUUGCAUCUGUUCUCCUUUCUUCUCUUGUUGCUGUGUAUGGUGUGAAGACUGCUGCACGCAACAGCCUUCAGUGAGGGGCUUCGGAUCUCUUCCUUCUGCUCAAGUCUUCCUGGAGGAUCUCACUGGUGUUUCGGGCUGCAGGAAAAUGUACUGGGGAAAUCACGUUAGAAUUCUUUUCACUGUGACUCUAGUGUGGCAGGCUGCUCGUCUAGAAAAAGGCCGUGAAAAAGCGUAUGAAGAUGUGAAAAGUUUCAACGCCACAGCACAAAAGCAGCAGCCCGAGAACGAAGGGACAAUUAUAAAUGCUCUCAGUGACAUGAAUCAGAGUUACGAAAGCAGAAAGCAACAGAAUUCCAGGGCAUUGGUACCUUUCACUGGGAUUACAGAGAGUAAAAAACUGAACAGACAUUGCUGCCAAAAUGGAGGGACCUGUAUCCUAGGGGCUUUCUGUGCUUGUCUAAAGCAUUUCACUGGCAGAUACUGUGAACAUGAUGAGCGGCAAAGCAACUGUGGCAGCAUUGCCCACGGCGCCUGGGUGCUGCAGGGCUGUUGGCUGUGUCGGUGCGGCUAUGGUACUCUGAACUGUCUCUCAGAAGUAAUGCACGAUAACUGCGAAUUGAAAUCGGGAAAGGAGGCAAUUACCAGACUAUAUUCUAAUGGUAUACGAUUACAGCAAACCGUGUUUGUAUUUGUUUGCCUGUUCACCAUCCUCAUGGAGCUCUGCUGCUGGCAGUUGUGAAACUGGACUAAGGGAAAUAUUUUAGGAUUGAUGUAACCUCACGAUGAGUCAUGUAAGUGUUCUGUGAGCUACAGAAGACACUUAUACCUACAUAUUGGAGGCAGAUUAAUGUGUAUUAGUUAAUGCUGAAAUGCUUGGAUUAUUAUAAAUUCAGAUUCUAUGAAUGUGAAGUA